AUGGGCCGUAUCCAGCGCAAGAAGCGGAAUCAUCACGGGCGUCGCGAUAUUUCUCGCUCUACACGGACGCGUGCUCGCACGCUUGAUUACGACCAACGCCACGACAAUGCCAUCAAUCCCGCGAAGCGACAGACGCUCGAGCAACCCACAGAGCUCGAUCCAGACAAGGCAGGCCUCGGCAUGUUUUACUGUAUAGAAUGUGACCGGCAUUUUCCCAACAACAACGACCGUGUCGCGCAUGUGGCGAGUAAGCUGCAUAAACGCACUGCCAAGCGUAUCCUCACGGAGAAGCCGUACACACAUGAGGAAGCUAUGCUUGGUGCUGGCAUUGGUCUGGAUAACGAUCGGCGUGACAUUCAGCGCGUCGAAUUGGAUAUCUAA
Molecule: messenger RNA, 381 nt
Organism: Malassezia vespertilionis
Lineage: Eukaryota; Fungi; Basidiomycota; Malasseziomycetes; Malasseziales; Malasseziaceae
Exons: 2
Coding region: 1-381 (126 amino acids)
Source: RefSeq, a predicted model, not a curated record